AAUCAACCACCCCUUUCGGAGCUCCUAAGAAGAAAUAUUAACUUGACCACGCCAGGGAUGAGGAGAACUGUAUAUUACAGUGGUGUACCUCAAGGUCCUCAAGUUGAUGAGGCCUGGCCUAUCAAGAAGUCACUAACGUUGUCUGAUGUGGAUAUCACACAUCCAUUCCUUACAUUGUCUCGGCAGCAAGUGGAAAAUCAUAUUGUUGUCCACAUGACACCCCAGCAACAGGAGAGUUUGAGAGCCCAAGGGCAUAUAGAUUUUAAUGCUCAAGAUGAUGACACAAGUGAGAUGUAUGGCAUGAAGCUGAAGUGGCGAGGGAGUUAUUACAACCUUAUUGGCAAAUGGGGUAGAGUUGUCCGAAGCAAAGGACUUGAUGUCGGACAAGAGAUUAAAAUUCGCUGGGACAAUGGGUACUUGCACUUCUCUGCCCCACAGCAGCUGAUUCCUGCAGUGGUUACUCCUGUCCGAAUGGUUGCAGCACAUGCACUAGUAGUGCAUGACCAGUGGCCUAUUAGGAAGGUGUUGACUGUGUCUGAUGUGGACACAAAUCAUCCAUUUCUUCCUUUGCCACGCCGACUGGUUGAGGAUCAUAUUCUUGUGCAUUGGACACCGCAGCUGCAAGAGCAGUUAAGAAACGAAGACCAUGUGAAUGUGAAUGCCCGGGAUUAUGAUAGUGGAGAAGUUUAUCAAAUGAAAAUAAAAUUGAGGGGAAAUUUCUAUAACCUUAUUGGGAAAUGGGGGACAAUCAUUCGACAGAAAGGGCUUGGUGUUGGGGAAGAGAUCAGAAUAUGUUGGACAAAUGACUGCUUGUACUUUUCAGUUCGCCAAGAGCACUAUGUUGCAACAAGUUCAGUGCAAGAUAAUUGGCCAAUUAAGAAGGCACUGACCUUAUCUGAUGUGGAUACCAGCCAUCCAUUCCUUACUCUGCCGGGCAAAGCAGUUGAAGAUCAUAUUCUCUUUUACUGGACACCACAAGCCAGGGAGCAGCUGAGAAAUGAACGUCAAAUGGAUGUUAAUGGUCAAGAUGAAGACACUGGUGACCUCUACUUGAUGAAGUUGAGAUGGCGUGGUAGCUACUAUAACCUUAUUGGUAAGUGGGGAAAGAUCGUUAGAGAAAAGGGACUCCGUAUUGGCAUGGAGAUAAGACUGCGCUGGGAUAAUAGCAUGCUUUUGAGACUAUUUGUUGAAUGUGUCUUUUUUAGUCAUUUAGGUGGGUGGCCUUGAAUAGACUGAUCAUUUAUGCAGGGUGGAAAUGAUAUGCAUGAAGUUGUUCAAGAGCAAAUACAACAAGGCAUGUUUACGGUAAAUUUGGUGAAUCCACAUCUAUCCCAAACAAUAGACUUUGGGUUUGGGGAUCAGUAGAUAUUCCCAAACGGUAAACCUUGGGAUAUCAAUAGAUAUUUCCAAACGGACAGAUAUUUCCGCAAGUCUCUGGGAUCGAAGAAAACUUUGGCCAGGGACCAGUAUACCAUCAAAGAUUGAUCCAGCAGACCCUUUCAUGACGGUCUGCCAGACUAGUAUGCAACACACCCCUUACCUGCCGGGCUGGUAUGCUAAUUGUCCAUCAAAGGCUUUCGUGCAUGCAGGUCUGCUGGACAAGUCUACUUAUAAACUAGUAGAGGCUAUUCAAAUAUUAAGGGCAAAAGAGGUGCCUACUACCUACAAUCCAGAGAGGGGAUUAGUCACUAUGUCCGACGGUGGAAACCCUGGGUACACCCAAAAAAUAUUAAGGGCAAAACACCUGCUUUUGUCAUUCGUGAUGUUGUUCCUUUGAAGAACAGAUGUCACCGAGAUUCUAGAGUAUUUCAAUGUUGUGAAAGCAUCUGCAUAUAUGCGUCUUAUGACACUGCGCUCUCUGUUGAAUCUAUGUGUUAGCCGGUGUGAUCUUGUUGACUUUGCACAUCGAGGCUAGUACAAGGGGCAGUUUUUAAGGGACUAAACUAAACCCCCAUGAAUGUUGAAACGCAAGGCAAAAUUGGUCAAAAGUUUGUCAAGGCCGAGCCUCUAGAGCUGUUGAAUUCUGCAUGCCUUGACAAGAACCCAGUUUCUGGAUACAUAAUUGGCACGCAAAUGCAGAUGCACGAGAAACAACGCGAGAGCUUCAAGUAAGUACGCGAAUGAAUCCAAUAGUAAAUUGCUUGUGUUUGCAAGAGCACAGGAAGCUCGGGGGGCGCCACCAUAUGCUUCAUUGCCACUUCCUUCUAUGAAGUUGUGGUUUUCAUUCUUGUGUAGAUUUUUGACAUUGGGAACAAAUCCCAUUCUUGUUUUACUUUGAUAUAAUAGUAGUAUUAUGACUCUAAUUCUUCUUCCAAAUACUGCCUACUGAACCAUUGAGCUAAGGCCGUGCGGGCUAUGACUUUGAUUCUUGUACCAGACUGGUGAUUUUGAGAAAAUUAUUAUAAUUAUUAU
Molecule: messenger RNA, 2412 nt
Organism: Ipomoea nil (Japanese morning glory)
Lineage: Eukaryota; Viridiplantae; Streptophyta; Magnoliopsida; Solanales; Convolvulaceae
Exons: 5
Coding region: 58-1227 (389 amino acids)
Molecular function (GO): DNA binding
Source: RefSeq, a predicted model, not a curated record